AUGUCCGUUGCAACAUUAAACAACAACAACGCUAACGGUGGGCUUCCGAGUUACGUCAACGUAGCACCGACUGAAGCUUCUCCGAGUCCGUUACCAGUAUCGACAGUUGCGUCCAGCGAUGAAGAGCCUUUGCCUCCAGGUAUCACUCAAAAAGAAGCCAAUGACCCAACGAGCGUCUACAGUCAAACCAAGGCAACACUUCAACUGCCCUUCAUCGCGACGACCCAACGUGUACAGCCACCGCCACCUCAGACUGCACCCUUACCUUCAUUUCUGCUGCACUGCACUGUGUACGCCGUGCAUGAUGCACGAACACCUCAUCCGGUACCCUUCCAGCAAGUCGGUUGUCCAGCAGCCUACUCUCGAGGCUUGGUACUGGCAAAGCGAAUCGGUGUCGAGCUUCCACUACCGUAUCUCGGUAACAGACGAGACACAGACACAUAUGCAUACCUCGCACAUCCACAGCCCAAAAAUGGAGCCGAGAUGGUAGGCCGUUCUGGAGAUGUGGGCAGGUACAGAAAAGUCAGCCUUUUUCGGGCCCAGGCGAGGGAGUUGACUGGUAUCGUGUCCAGACCGUUAGUGGAGAGAGUGCUGGGAUCUGUGUAUGCAGACGUGGGAGUCCAUGGGAGGAUGGCCAUUUUCCCAGCUGAAGCUGUGCUGCGGUACUCGCAUAAAUCUAUCGAUGCAACGCAGGUCACAACUGGUGAGGAUGAUGGGGAGCAGAAGAGCGGGUGGCUGUCCAAGCUCAAGGCAAAGGCAAAAGGCAAAGGCAAAAGCGAGAACGAGCAGGCCGCUGCUGGUGUCCCGGCAGAGCAGCUUUUGCCAGCUAUCGACCCUCCAGCUCCAGCAUACGAUCAAGUACCUUCAGGAAUCCGCUCAAUCGAAAGCCCAAUGGUUUAUGCGACCAUCGACCUGCUCGCACCCCCAUCGCGUCUUCUGGAAACUGGCGGUCCCUAUCCGCUCGAGAUGAACAAGGCAUCCGAUGCUGACAUCUCUGUCUCAUCUCGACUCUUGGCCGAAUUUGACCGCGCAUCGGUUGAGGAAAGGUUUCAAAGAUUCAUGUUCACACCUAACGGUGGCGACAAUCAGCUGCUCGCUGACAUGCUCAACGCGCUUGAACGUCGAGGUGCUGUUUGGACCGAAGCUGGUCGACUUAUCGCUCCAAGCUCAAGAAACCCCAGACCAAGGGAAAGAGCUAGGUUCCUUGUCAAGGGUCUCUUUCCAGAAAGAUGGGUUCUCCGAUGCAAGUAUUACAGAAAUCGCAAGUACGAGCCUAUGCCAAGCGACCUCGAUCCAAAGGAGGUAAAGAAGUUCGGCAGCCCAUUGAUUGUUCAUACUGCUAUCGAGAGGACCGGGGCUGAAGGUGUUGACUUGGCUGAUUUUGUUGCUCCUCGUUCUGGAUCCCCUGCUACUGGGUCUGCCGCUGAGGGCGGACCAAGACUCGAAUGGGAAUGGGCCGAGGAGGGAAGGCUCAUCACCAACCCCUCGCAACGAUCGACAACAAGUGCUGGCGGUGCAGAGACUCCACGACCCGACUACAUAACAGCCAAACAAGAAGUCUUGCAGGGAUAUGGCAUAGAAUCUCCUCGAGCAAAGGCGUUGAUCGAGGCCGAACAAGACUUCUUCAGGGGCUGGAGCAUUGGAUAUACCGAAGAGCCCUUCAAGAACGGUGGUUGGUUGGAGAUUCUCAAUACUCAGUCGGGAAUGUACUAUGCAGGUGGAGUCGGUGGUUUGUGA
Molecule: messenger RNA, 1737 nt
Organism: Ustilago hordei
Lineage: Eukaryota; Fungi; Basidiomycota; Ustilaginomycetes; Ustilaginales; Ustilaginaceae
Exons: 1
Coding region: 1-1737 (578 amino acids)
Source: RefSeq, a predicted model, not a curated record